AUAUAAUUUAGAAUAUACAAGCGUCCACUUGAUAUUUUUGAUCUGUCAACUUAUCUGUCAAAAUUUUAAAGAAUGGGAAAGUUCUGUAUUUGCAGUUGUUUCUUAACUCAAAACAUUUUUGUGAGAAUUUUAAACUGUCACGUCGAAUACACAUGUAAAGCACAGUUCCUCCAGAUGUAUCAUCAGAUGUUGGCUGAAAAAAGUCAAAGUGAUUUGGAACAAAUUAUUCUUCAGAUUAGCAAUGAGAUUUCAAGGAGAAAGAAUCUGUUUUCUGAUUCGUUAGAGAGAAAGAGUUUGAUUCAACAACAGUAUCACAACCUUCAUCCACACAUUUUUACAUUAAAGGAGUCAUUCCUGGCCCCCCAGUUUCUUCAGCUGGUGAACUACUGUAGGCAGGAGGAUGCAACAUUUGAGGGAGUAUUCCAUCUCAUCAACGAAACAAAUAUCGAAAGGACGUACACAUUCCCUGUUUUUACAGAGGAGUUCUGCAAAGAGUUUCUUGAAGAAAUUUUACACUUUGAAGACAGCAGUUUGCCGAAAGGUCGACCAAAUACAAUGAAUAAUCAUGGCGUUCUCCUGGAAGAGCUUGGGUUUGAUGGGUUUAUAACUGAACUCCGGGAACGCUACCUUGGGCCAGUGUGCCAUUUGCUUUACCCAGACUGGUGUUGGGCCGGACUGGACUCCCACAAGGCCUUCAUUGUCCAGUACAGUGAGGGUGGGGACGUAGACCUGGCCUAUCACUAUGACAAUGCAGAGGUCACACUGAAUGUAGCCUUGUCUCCUGAGGGGUCAUACAAGGGAGGUGACUUGUUCUUUGGUGCAAUGAAAAAUGAGUUUGACAAUGAGAGACUUUGGAAAUCUUACAGGCAUGUUCCCUGCUUUGGCAUUCUUCACCGGGGUCAACACCGACAUGGAGCGUAUCCAAUAGAAACAGGAUCCAGGUACAAUAUGAUUAUGUGGAUGCGCUCUUCCAGCGUGAGAAACAAGAAGUGCCCUAUGUGUGGUAGUGUCCCUGACUUGGUGGAAGUAGAUGGGUAUGGGGACGGCUUUACAUCACAAACUGUGGAUGUGUGCUCACUGACUUGAUAAAAUAUUACUUUAAUUAUUAAAUUGACAAAUAAUAUUUGUUCGAUGAGCUUGUGGUUUCCGUUGCUUUCAUCUAAAUAAAUGUUUGAUGCUUGUGUUCCAAAAUGAAAUAUAGUUUCUCUCAAUCCAACUAGCAUGGUAUUAUGUCAUUAGAUGUAAAAGUAAGUACUUUGUAUAUGCCAUUUAAAAAACUUUCGAGCAGAUCUUUAUCAUAUCCAUUA
Mya arenaria is the source of this 1307-nucleotide messenger RNA. RefSeq names its product 2-oxoglutarate and iron-dependent oxygenase domain-containing protein 2-like. Gene Ontology annotation, molecular function: iron ion binding; L-ascorbic acid binding; oxidoreductase activity, acting on paired donors, with incorporation or reduction of molecular oxygen. Bases 73 to 1086 code for a protein of 337 amino acids. The transcript is spliced from 6 exons. The record is from RefSeq and is a predicted model, not a curated record. Lineage: Eukaryota; Metazoa; Mollusca; Bivalvia; Myida; Myidae.